This is a messenger RNA of Ornithorhynchus anatinus (platypus), 5849 nucleotides long. RefSeq names its product deltex E3 ubiquitin ligase 4 (gene DTX4). Gene Ontology annotation, biological process: Notch signaling pathway; protein ubiquitination. The record is from RefSeq and is a predicted model, not a curated record. The coding region runs from base 846 to 2639 and encodes 597 amino acids. The transcript is spliced from 10 exons. Gene Ontology annotation, cellular component: nucleoplasm. Gene Ontology annotation, molecular function: zinc ion binding; ubiquitin protein ligase activity. Lineage: Eukaryota; Metazoa; Chordata; Mammalia; Monotremata; Ornithorhynchidae.
GAUUUUUCUAGGCUGGGGGAGACAUGAGCAUGUUUGAAGGCAGUGGGGAAGAAGUCACUGGGGAGUGAACAGCUGCAGAUGGUAGUCAGAGAGGGAAGAAAGGACGGGGCAAGUGUUUCGAUAAGGUGCGAAGGGAUGGGAUCAGGGGUGCAGAUGGAGGGGGUGGAUUCUGAAAGGGGUUGGGAGAUCUCCACGAGACCUCCACCCACUUUUCCAGACCUUCGACUCCCUCCGGCGGGGCCCGGUCACCACCGCUGCCCCCGGCCCCUAAGGAUCGAACUACUAAGAACCCAUGCUCUUUGACUCACGAGCCCGUGCUGUCGCCACUGGGCCGUGCUUGUGGGGAUCCCGCUGUUGUCCCUUUUCCGUAUGGACCCCACCCGGGGCAGCCAUCUUGAAUGGAGCACAGCUUUCAGGUCGGGAAAUUGAAUUGGUUCUAGCACUCCACUGCUUGCGAUCCCUUCCGGCCGUUCCACGUUGAGUGCGGCCCACCGUUGAUGCCGACAGAACCGUUUGAGGGGUUAGUGGUGGUGUCUGUAAAGAGCCCGGUUCUCACAGCCGUAGAAAAACCCGGGCAACAGCACGGCUCUUUAAACCUUCAGUUUGGACUGAAAACGGAUACCACAUUGCCGCCGUACUCUGGCAGUCUCCCAGAGGAUAUGCCGGCCCUCUUGAUUGGAUUUUAUACUUCUUCGACCGUCGCCGCAUCACUGGGGAGUGUGCUGCCGAGGUAAUCUUGCUUCUGGACUAAAGUUGAAGGCAACAGGCGCUCCCCAGAGUCCCUUUGCCUGUGCAAAGGAAGGUGUUCUUAGCAAUAAGCUCUUUGAAAUCAGUCUUUCAUCAAGAUGACAAUCCACCCAGCACACCCCGAAACCAUCACGAGCCCCAGGAGAAAUGAGGACGACGACGACGACGACGAUGAUGAUGGAAUCCAAGAAAAUAUCUCGCCAAGAAACUAUGAACCUAAAAACGGAAGAAUUCUCUCCGGCACCCUCCGCCCGGUCCGUCGCAGCUACUACGAUCCGGCUUCGGCCCCAGGGAAGGGGGUUGUGUGGGAGUGGGAGAACGACAGCGGCUCGUGGACCCCCUACGACAUGGAGGUGGGCAUCACCAUCCAGCACGCCUACGAGAAGCAGCACCCCUGGAUCGACCUCACCUCCAUCGGCUUCUGCUACGUCAUCGAUUUCGGCACCAUGGGCCAGAUCAACCGGCAGACCCAGCGCAAACGCCGGAUCCGCCGCCGUCUCGACCUCGUCUACCCGCUGGUCGCCGGCACCUUGCCCAAGUCCCAGUCCUGGCCAGCCAGUCCCGGGUUGGCCAGCCCCCCUCCCCCGCCCCCCUGCUCCUGCCCGCAGUGCGUGCUGGUCAUGAGCGUCAAGGCCGCAACGGCGGCCGGGCCCACCGGCGGGCCGGGCCUGCCGCCGCCGGCCCGGAAGACCGCUCCCCCCUCCGGCGGUACCAAGCCACCCCCUCUGCCCGGCGGCGGGGCCAAGGUGUCCGACGGGGCGGGCAACGUGCGGGCGCCCGCCAAGUCGUUGACGUCGCAGGUGAGCCGGAGGCAAGCGGCCAGCACGCCGGCCCUGACGUCCUCGGCCUCUCCGGCCAGCCCCUCGGGGGCCAACGGCAAGACCGGGAGGGUGGCCCUGGGCACGCUAAACCGUGCCAACCUGCAGCGCCUCGCCAUUGCCCAGUCCAGAGUCCUCAUUGCUUCUGGGGUCCCAACAGUCCCAGUGAAGAAUCUCAAUGGGUCCAGUCCUGUUAAUCCCGCAUUAGCAGGAAUUACAGGAAUCCUCAUGAGCGCAGCGGGGCUACCAGUGUGUCUCACCCGUCCUCCAAAGCUGGUCUUGCACCCUCCUCCCGUCAGCAAGAGUGAGAUAAAAUCCAUUCCUGGGGUCUCCAAUACAAGCCGCAAGACCACCAAGAAGCAGGCCAAGAAAGGUAAAACGCCGGAGGAGGUGAUGAAGAAAUACCUGCAGAAAGUGCGGCAUCCCCCAGAUGAGGACUGUACCAUCUGUAUGGAGCGUUUGGCAGCUCCCUCGGGCUACAAGGGACCCCAGCCUAACGUGAAGCCCGACCUGGUGGGGAAGCUGUCCAGAUGUGGCCACAUCUACCACCUCCACUGCCUGGUCGCCAUGUACAACAACGGCAACAAGGAUGGGAGCCUGCAGUGUCCGACCUGUAAAACCAUUUACGGGGUGAAGACGGGGACCCAGCCUCCCGGGAAGAUGGAGUACCACCUCAUCCCCCACUCCUUGCCUGGGCAUCCUGACUGUAAAACCAUACGGAUCAUCUACAACAUCCCCCCGGGAAUCCAGGGACCAGAACAUCCAAACCCUGGGAAAAGCUUUACAGCUCGAGGAUUUCCACGCCACUGUUACCUCCCGGACAGUGAGAAGGGGAGGAAGGUGUUGAAGCUGCUGCUGGUGGCCUGGGACCGCCGUCUGAUCUUCGCAGUGGGCACCUCCAGCACCACGGGCGAGUCCGACACAGUUAUCUGGAACGAGGUCCACCAUAAGACGGAGUUCGGCUCCAACCUCACCGGCCACGGCUACCCGGACACCAAUUACCUGGACAAUGUGCUGGCUGAGCUGGCGGCCCAGGGCAUCGCUGAGGACAGCGUUGCUCAGGAGAAAGACUGAGGCUGGAGGAGGAGUUUAGAGGUGGGAGGAAGGAGAAAGAGGGGUAAGGACCUCCCCCCGCCUCCGGGGCCAGCUGGGUCCUUUGACUCCCCCCACCGUGUCCUCUCCAGCCCCUCUCCUGCUGCAAGCGGCGGCCACGACGUUCUUAAAUGUCCUCAGACGAGGGGAGUGUCAAAAGGUGCCGCUGUGUCUUGGCCCCGGGUGGCCGGCGGGGCUGGGUUGGGCAUCUGGCGACGCACCUGAGGUGAGGGAAGAGCGUCGUCAGGCCGGGCGAUGGCCUCGGGAGGCCUGAGGCCUCCUUCGCCUCAGCGCCUCCUCUUAGAGUUCAUUCUGCUUUAAGUGCAGAGUUUCAGUUGCGCUUCUCUCGAACGGGAGGGGUACGGGCUCUCACUGUGUGGGGUCGGGGAGGGUCAACCGCUAAACUACUGUGAAAUAUAAACUGCAGGCCCUAGGGCCCUGGCGGAGUGGAAGCCCUCCUCUUGUGGGUGCACUGAGGGGUCCGGCUUUCUGUCCUGUAACGUUCAUCCCCUCGCCCUCCGCCCACCCAGCGGGGUGAUCGGUUCCGCCUUGAUAUUUGACUCCCGGUUCCAUUUACUGGCUUCGGGAAAAGCCUCGGGAACUAGAUUUCCAUCCGAAAGGUGCUGUCCCCGGGUCUGCUCGGUCCCUGGCCCGCAGCCCCCCACCCUUUUCUGAAUCGGUGGGUCUGUGCCCAGAGAAUGGGGCCAACAACCCGCUUUCUCAUUCAUUCCACCCCAGGGAGAGACCAGUCGCAGUUCGCCGUAGUCUGUGUAUUCAGUAUGAGUUGAGUCCCACCAGCCCCUGGGGUUCUUGUGUCUGAAAAUGACCUUCACCAAAGGGCAAGGGCACGGUAUCCUUUGGACUUCAGCUCCAUUUGGAUCUGACCCUCAGAAUCAAAUCCAGAUUCCACUGCCUGUUUAGCCUCGCCCAAGUGGGAUCAGAAAGAAGCGAGUACCGUGCCCUGCCCCACUCCCGAGCCCUUUCACUGUCCUUGUUGAAAGCGGAAAGUGUUCGGUGUCUGCUGGCCCCCCGGAAGGAUGUUUUAGGCCGGAAGAACCAAGACCCAGGUUUGCCCAGUCCAAACUUGGGCUUUAAUUUGUCCCGUUCUACAGCAAAAUUGUUCUGGGGGAAAUCCCUAAUUCCUUGAUCCACUUGGGGUGGGUUUAGGACCAAGCCCGACCCUCCUGGUCUCACUAAAACCUAUUCCUAAAUGAGUCCGGUCUGGUCCGGUUUGCGUCCGAAUGAUGUCCUGGGGAAUUGCCUCCGCCAAGCCUCCUCUCCUGCCAUCUGCCCCUUCUGGGAGAGGAGUUAGGGUCUAGAGGAAAGUAAAAGGGAAAGAAACCCUGUUCCUCCUUGAUGGUGGGUUCUUUGAACUAUGUGUAUGGGGGAAGUUCCCCUAAAUUUGGAUUUGAAUUUAUAUACCUCAUGUUUUGGGGGUUUGACGUAUAUAUGUACAUAUAUUUCAUAUUGUUUGGAAGGUUUUCAAGGCUAGAAAAAUUCACGACCACAAAAACGGUACUUAGGUUUAGGAGCGGAGGUCGAGAGAUUACCCGGCCCCAGCCCCGAGGGCGAUUUACUGGGGACGAGGCAGCCACUUUGACAUUGCCCUCGGCGGCGGCUCUAGCAAACACCCGAAUUUCAAAAUUUCAAAGAAUUUCAAAAUGGCAGCCUAGCGGAAGUAGUAGCGUGGCCCUUCUGCCAGAGGUGUUGCUGGGGAGGCCUCGUGCCAAUUUCGGCUCUAGGAAAAUCCUCCCCCAUCAGCGGUGACACUGCCCACAGUUAAGCGCUCAGUAAAUACUAAUGUGGAGCCCGCUGACUCCACACUCCCCCUGCUCCAACCCCUUUUUUCCUCAUCCUUUUUCCCUAAUUAAUGCUAAAGGAAAGUCAGGACCCCCGAUUGUCCAGACAAGGCCAUGUCACUGUGGUGUUGCUAUUAUAUUCCUCUCCCCGUGCAGCGUCUGCAGUAGUUGAGGUGGGAAAUUCCUAGACCUUGGGCUUUUGAGCCUUUUCCUCUAGGAGGAGGGCACAGGCUAAUGCCAGGCUCGCCCGCGGUCUCCUCGUGAAGCUUCUGGGCUUCUCCUUGGCCGAGGUUGGAGAACAGCCGUGGUGGCUAGGUGGCUGGGAGGAGGGGUGUAGACGGGAGAUGAGAGGGGAAACCUGGGGAGGAUUGAGCAGUGAGGGGUGGGGGGUGCGAAAGAGUGUGAGCGAGGCCUUCGUUCGACUGAGGCCGAGAGGGUGGUCUGUGUGGAGGGGAAGCUGGGGCGUCGGAAAAAGGGAGCGAAGAGAGAAGCCCAGAGAAUUCACGGGGUCGAUCGAUACGCUAGGAUCCGUACCACUUCGGGAAUUAGCUUUUGAGCCCAGCCACUCUCCCGCGUGUGUCUCGUCUGUCUAUCCUUCUGUUUCUUUACCAGUCUCUUGGUGGCAGGACUUAGGACUUAUUGGCUGUUCCCCACAGAACACCGAAACCCGCCCCUCUCCCCACCACCCUCUGAGGAGCAAUUUCUUUCAGGUUCUGCUAGAGAUGAUACAGGAUCCAAGUUGGGGGACCCGUCCCGUCGGAGACUUGCUUGUGUUACCGUAGUAACUGUUCUGCCUUAGAGAGCCGACCGCGCGUCCACCCAACUGCAUCCUCACUUCCUCCACCUCAAGGCCCCCUGCUCUCUUUCCCCUCAGCCCCCGGGCACCGGGCCCACGUGAGGGCUCGGCCUCCAGGAUAGAAAAUGAGGUUGCCUACACGCCUCAUCUGAAGUUCGUCUCCUAAGGGGGUUGAUUUGGUGUGCGAGUGAGGGUGUGAGUGUGCGUGCGGACAUAUGCACGGUUGUCUGUGUGGUGGCCUUUUUUUUUUCUCCUUUUCUAUAAUUUGGAGUUGUCUGUGGUUUGAUACUUGGCGAUAAAGAACGCUGUCCUGAGAUCACACCGACCUGAGCGUGAGGCGAUUUGGGAGUCUGUGAAGCGUGGCGUUGGAGAGGGGCUGGAGAGGAGAGGGUACUUUCCCCCCACAUCUUCCCUGUUUUGGUUGCAUUGGAUUUGGGGUGGGGAAGGGGAUUGGCGACGUCCUGUUGUAUAUAUUGUUUUGUUCGUAAAACGGUGCAUUUUGCAGUCUCUGGUGUGUUGAUCUGGGAGAGGACUAUGCCAUCUGGUGCUGAGGGCUUGGACGUGCAGAACAAUAAAUGGAGAACAAAUAUCCUCCGA